Messenger RNA from Austrofundulus limnaeus, 4806 nucleotides. It is a transcript of the gene itga11b, whose product is annotated as integrin, alpha 11b. Bases 24 to 3533 code for a protein of 1169 amino acids. Gene Ontology annotation, biological process: cell-cell adhesion; integrin-mediated signaling pathway; cell adhesion mediated by integrin. The transcript is spliced from 29 exons. The record is from RefSeq and is a predicted model, not a curated record. Gene Ontology annotation, cellular component: external side of plasma membrane; integrin complex. Gene Ontology annotation, molecular function: integrin binding. Lineage: Eukaryota; Metazoa; Chordata; Actinopteri; Cyprinodontiformes; Rivulidae.
UUCACCUGUGUUUCAACUUUGACAUGAAGAACUUUAAGGUCUUCUCUGGUUCUGAAGAGACUCAGUUUGGAUACACAGUCCAGCAGCAUGAGGCAGGAGGGCGCCAGUGGUUGUUGGUUGGUGCUCCCUCUGAAUACACAGGAAAACUACAAACUGGUGACGUGUACAAAUGUCUGCUGAAUACUAGACGACCUUCAAACUGCAGCAGACUCAACAUGGGGAAACUUUCUCUUGACAACGUGACAGAAAGGAAAAACAAGAUGAGGUUAGGAAUGACGCUAACCUCCAGCCCUAAAGACGACAGUUUUGUGACCUGUGGUCCUCUUUGGUCUCAUGAAUGCGGAAGUUCUCUGUACAGCACGGGCGUCUGCACCAGAACCACGCAGAACUUCAAACUGAAACAAAUCUUUGCACCUGCCUUACAGAGGUGUGAAACGUUUAUGGACAUUGUUAUUGUUCUGGAUGGAUCCAAUUCCAUCUACCCCUGGUAUGAGGUGCAGAACUUCAUCAUAAACAUUUUGCAGAAGUUUUACAUUGGUCCAGGUCAGACACAGGUGGGAAUAGUUCAGUAUGGCUCCACAGUGGUCCAUGAGUUCAGUCUGGGUGAAUACCAGACAGUGGAGAAAGUACUGGAGGCUGCUCGGAACAUUGACCAGAGAGGUGGAGAGGAGACAAGGACAGCCCUGGGUAUCAAUGUGGCUCGGUCUGAGGCGUUCCAGCGUGGGGGCAGGCCAGGUGCUCAGAAGGUGAUGAUCGUGGUGACGGACGGUGAAUCUCACGACAGCCCUCAGCUGCUGCAGGUCAUCAAGGACAGCAGGAAGGACAACAUCACCACUUACGCUAUCGCUGUCCUGGGUAGUUACAACCGUAGAGGAAUCAACCCUGAAGCCUUUCUGAAUGAAAUCAAGUUCAUAGCCAGUGACCCUGAUGAGGAGUACUUCUUUGAAGUGACAGAUGAAGCUGCACUCAAAGACAUUGUGGAUUCUCUGGGAGAGAGAAUUUUCUCCCUGGAAGGUGUCAGCAGUCAGGGGAAAGGAUUCAAUCUUCAGAUGGCUCAGGCAGGUUUCUCUUCAUAUUUAGUCCAAGACGGUGUUCUGCUUGGAGCGGUGGGGGCCUAUGACUGGAAUGGGGCGGUCUUGAAAGAAACUAAACGUGGUAAAGUUGUUCCACCAAAAUCAUCCUACAAAGAUGAGUUUCCAGAGGUCCUGAAGAACCAUGCAGCCUAUUUAGGUUACGCUCUGGGUUCAGUUAAUUCAUCAAGUGGCUCCCAGCUCUACGUGGCCGGAGCUCCCAGGUUCAACCACACAGGAAAAGUCAUCAUCUUCACCAUGAAGGACAACGGAAACCUCACCAUCCUGCAGGCUCUGCUGGGAGAACAGAUUGGGUCAUAUUUUGGCAGUGAAUUGUUAUCGAUGGACUUGGACAGCGAUGGACGCACAGACUAUCUGUUGGUGGCAGCACCCAUGUUCUACAGCCAAGGAUGGGAGAAAGGACGGGUUUAUAUCUACGCCCUGACAUCAGAGACCUCGUUCACUUUACAAGGGCUGCUCGAGGUGUCAGACCAAUCCCAGAACUCUCGUCUGGGUUCUGCGAUGACCCAGAUAGCUGACAUGAAUGGAGAUGGACUUCAGGAGCUAGUGGUGGGGGCUCCACUGGAGGAUGACCACCAGGGGGCAGUCUACAUCUUUCAUAGCAGGGAUAAAAAGAUUCAACCACAGUACAAACAGCGUCUGUCUGCAGCUGGUUUGUCUACAGGUCUGCAGUAUUUCGGUCAAAGUCUUCACGGGGUUCUGGACAUCAAUGCAGACGGGCUUGUUGAUCUUGCGGUAGGAGCACUGGGAGCUGCUGUCAUUAUUUGGUCUCGGGCUGUGGUGGAGAUCCAGACCAGACUGACCUUUGAACCUGAGAGGAUCAACAUCUUUAACAAGGACUGUCAGCGAGGAGGGAAGGGUGUGACCUGCAUGUCUGUGACCGUCUGUUUGAGUCUGCACAGCAGGGUCAAACCCAAGGCGAAGACAAAAACACAAGUGGGGAUUUGGUACAGCCUGAAACUUGAUGAGAGGAGGUUCCCGCCCCGAGCCAUUCUGGAUGAAGCCCACCGACAGCAGCCCAGAAAUCUUUUUCUGCAGACUGGGAGUCAGAAAUGUCAACGACUUGGUUUUUUCGUCCAGGAAACACCAGAUUAUGGGCGUCCUGUAGUGGUUGUUGUGGAAACAGGUCUGCAGAGUCAGGAUGAGGGGCCGGUGAUGGAUCCAGACUCAGCAAACACCUUGAGAACUGAGCUUCAUUUCUGGAAUGGAUGUGAACAAGAGCACACCUGUGUUCCUGACCUCAUCCUCCACAGUCACACUGACCUGCCGAGCGUUCAGGAGCUGUGCAGCCGCAGGGACCUGGCUGCCGUGUCCCUCUGCAGCCAGCAGGCAGAGGACAGAGAGCGGCUGUUCGUUGUGGAGCCUGGACGAAGGAGGGUGACGGUGUUUGCUCGUCUGGAGAACCAGGGAGAGAACGCCUACAGAGCUGCCAUCCACAUUUCCACCUCUGCCAACCUGCUCUUCUCCAGCCUCUUAGUAAAGGACCAAUCAGAGGUCCAGAUUGAGUGCUCCACUGAGAACAGGACUGCUCCUCAUAGGAGCUGCAGCAUCAGUGCUCCAUUCAUGAAGUCCUUGUCCCAGGUAACUUUCCAACUGGAGUUUGAAUUCAACUGUUCUGUUUUUCUGGAUCAUGCAGAAGUUGUCAUGGAGGCCACCAGUGAAGGAGAGGAGGGAUACCCCGAUGACAACAUUAACAACAUCUUCCUCCCUUUAAGAUAUCAAACUAACCUCCUCUUCACCAGAGACCCCAACCCUCCUCGAUUUGAAAUCAAAGCUGACUCGUCCUCAUUAUUGGAUCAAACAGACACCAGCUUUCCUGUCUUCAACCUCACUUAUUAUAUUCAGAACCUGGGCUCAUUUUCAGUGGAGAACAUCCUAUUCAAGACAGAUAUCUGGGCUGUGACUCAGCAGGGGAACCAGCUGGUGGAAAUCACAAACUACAGCAUCCAGCAGGAAGUGGCUGAGUCCUCCUGCCUGCUGCCUGAACUUGAAACACCCAGCUUUAAAAGACAAGAAGACCUGUCUCACCUGCCACAGCUGAACUCCAGCAACAGUGAGAACAUAGAAGUCAGCUGCAGUUUCAGUCUGUCACCCUCAGGACUGGUAAAGGUCACCAUCACAGGAAGACUUCAGCUCCCUGUUCUGCUCACUGUAAGCUUCAAGUCUCUGGAACUGCUGACCUUGGCCUCGGUCCAGCUGGAGACAUCUGGUCCCAUGUUCCUGCAGGAGGACAGGCUUGUUAGACAGAUAAUCCUGGAUGUAACGAAGGAGGGAAAGACUUCCAUCCCAUUCUGGAUUAUAUUGGGCAGUUUUCUGGGAGGCCUGCUGCUCCUAUCCUUACUGGUGCUGGGUCUCUGGAAGCUCGGCUUCUUCAAGAGACAGAGAAGACAGGAAGAGGAGGAGAAGUCUGCAGCCAAUGGGAAGGCAGAGCAGCAGAGGUAAUAUUUUUCUGACCUCAGUGUGGCUCCUCGACACCUGACUCAUCUGAAAGAAUCACUUUGAUCUGACAGCUUUUAGAAAGGAUUUACUCACCUGGAUUUUUUUUUCCUGUUUUAUCACUAAGUAUUUUAAUGGCGUUUUAUCUGGUAGACUAGCAAAAAGUAGAAUACAGUUGUUAAAUGAAAAUGAUCCAUGGUUUUUAACAUCUUUCAGAAAAAUAAGAGAAAAGUUUGUUGUGCUUUUGGAUUACCCCAGCUAAGUCAGCACUUUGUAGAUCUGCUUUUCUCAGGUCUUUUAGAGUUUUUGUGUCUACAAGCUUUUCACAUCUGGAGAUGAAAACGUUUGCCCUUUCUUUAUAGAACAGCUCAAAGUUAGUCAAACUGGAUGGAGAAAAGUUUACAAUCAAACUUCAAGCAGAGCUUGUCCUGACGUUCUGUCAACAGCAGCGUCCGUCUCAUCCUUCCUCCACCGAGGACAGGUUUGUGGAGACUAAUAAUUGUCCUGUGGACAGAUUGUCCCACCUGAGCUGUGGAUCCCUGCAGCUCCUCCAGAGUUACCAUGAGCUUCUUCUGGACUCCCGCUCUCCCAUCUCUGUCAGUUCAGGUGGGCCGUCAUGUCUUGGUAGGUCUAGUUGUGUUGUACUCUUUCCAGUUUCAGAAGAUGGAUUGAACAAAGUGGUGUGAGAUAUUCAAAAUUGUUUUAUAACUUAAACUCAAACCCCUGGGUCUGGCAGAACAUCUGGAUUCAAACUCAGAUUGAACAACAAACAGGUGUUACUGAUCAGCUGACUUCUGAAGGAGGAGGAUUUUAGUUGAAGCUAUCAGAAUGAAGGGGGUGAAUAUUAAUGCACAAACAACUUUUCAGAUUUGACUUUUUUUUUAAUCAUGAAAUCAUGGAUCCUUUUCUUUCACCUUCACAAUUAUGAGCUGCUUCUUUCACAAAAUCUCAGUAAAACAGAAGUUUGUGUUGUAUCAUGACAAAAUGUGAAAAUGUUGGUUUGUCUGUAAAUGUACAGUCAUUAAAUGUACAGUUAUAUUUAAUAAAAACAUCUUUAUAACUCAGUUAGCUUCAGACCUACUCAGCAUGACUAUCUCUAAAGUAAAGUUUAUUUGUUUUUUAAUGAUCUGAUUCAUUGUAAUAUUGGUUGUUUUAGGUGUAAAUCAGUAGUUUGUGUUACCCUCCUCUGGGAGAGAAUGCACUAUCACAAGAGUCUUAUUUUGUUGUUCCCAAAUGAGGGAGAAAAAUUAUGGUGCAAUAAACUUGAAUGAAACUACAA